This is a messenger RNA of Schistosoma margrebowiei, 390 nucleotides long. The record is from the annotation of a GenBank genome assembly. NCBI's taxonomy places the organism in Eukaryota, Metazoa, Platyhelminthes, Trematoda, Strigeidida, Schistosomatidae.
AUGGCUGGAAGCCCUGGAAGUCCAGGAUUAGAUGGACAAUCUGUGCUCAGCGGUAGCCCUGGAGAACCUGUAGCAUCGGGUGUGCAAGGACUUUCAGGUCCUCCAGGACCACUAGGACGUCCUGGUCUUGAUGGGGCUUCUGAUGCUAGAAGUGAAAAUGGUGCACAUGGAAUGAGUGGAGUACCUGGAAUUAAGGGAGGAUCAGGACCGAUCGGGUCAGUAGGUCUACCGGGAGCAAGUGGAACACCUGGACACGCGGGACCAAUAGGACCUAGUGGAAUAGUUGGACCAAGAGGACCGACGAAUAGAUCCAUCAGUAUGAAUACAUAUAAACUAGCUUUCAAUAAACAAGAACAUUAUGUUACAUUUAGUUUCUUUCUAAACUCUUAA